This is a messenger RNA of Pieris macdunnoughi, 1569 nucleotides long. NCBI's taxonomy places the organism in Eukaryota, Metazoa, Arthropoda, Insecta, Lepidoptera, Pieridae. The record is from the annotation of a GenBank genome assembly.
AUGUAUACAAUAAUACUACUAUUCACUUUUGUGAUAACUGCCCAAAAUUCAAAUGGGGCAAGAAUUCUUGGAGUGUUCCCCACGUCAUCUUUAAGUCAUCAAGUAGUGUUUCGACCUUUGACUCAAGAAUUGGCAAGAAUUGGCCACGAAGUCACCGUCAUCACAACCGACCCUGCAUUUAAUGACCACAAUCGCCCAGCAAAUUUUACUGAAAAAGAUGUCCACGAUGUUUCAUACAAUCUGUGGAUACAAAAAAUGAAAGACAAACGUAUGGAAUUUGGUGAUAAAGCUGGCGUAUUUAAAACAGCAGAAGGAAUGUCAAGUUUUUUUGCUAAAGUCAUAGAAGAACAAUUAAAGACUGAUGGAGUACAAAAACUCAUUAAUGAUAAAAGUAAAAUAUACGAUUUAAUAAUUAUGGAAGCUUGUGCCAGACCAGCUAUUCUGUUCUCGCAUUUAUACAAAGCCCCGGUUAUCGCAAUAAGUUCUUUCGGAAUGGCUUUUGGAGGUGAAGAUCUGGUUGGGGCACCUUCUCAUCCUAUUCUGUAUCCAAACAUGUUGCAUCAAAGAUUACACAAUUUGACGUUUUGGGAGAAAUUAAAUGAAUUCUACAAGCAUUAUUGGAUCGUUAACAUGUGGAAAUCGAGUGAAUAUAAGGAUUUAAAUAUAUUCAAAAAAUACUUUGGUGGCGAUGAUGUACCCUCAUAUAAAGAAUUAAAUAAAAAUGUGGAUAUGAUGUUCUUAAAUAUUCACCCAAUAUGGAGUCAUAAUCAACCACUUCCGCCAAAUGUUAUUUCAAUUUGGGGAAUUUAUAAGAAGCCUCAGAAAUCUCUACCUCAAGAUCUCAAAGAAUACUUAGAUUCUUCGAAGAAUGGCGUGAUAUAUAUUAGUUUUGGAUCAAAUAUUCGCUCAUCGUUGCUGCCACCGGAGAAAAUAAAGAUUUUGAUUAACGUAUUUUCUAAACUGCCCUAUAAUAUACUAUGGAAAUGGGAGACGGAUGUUCUUCCCGGGAAAUCGAAGAACAUUAAAAUAGCGAAAUGGUUACUACAAUCAGAUCUACUACGCCAUCCAAAUAUUAAGUUAUUUAUAACACAAGGAGGUCUUCAGUCGAUGGAUGAAGCUGUGAAUGCUGGAAUACCACUCAUAGGGAUUCCAAUGUUUGGAGACCAGUGGUAUAAUGUUGAGUCAUUUGAGUAUCAUAAAAUUGGACUCGGAGUUGAGUUAAAUACAAUCACAGAAGAACAAUUAACGACAGCUAUUGGAACAGUUAUUAAUGAUAAGAGCUACAAAGAAAACAUUAUAAGACUUAAUAGGCUUAUGAAUGAUCAAUCCGAGAGUGCAUUAGAACGCGCGGUUUGGUGGACAGAGUACGUGUUGAGACAUGGUGGAGCGAAACACCUUCGAGCAGCUGGAGCUAAUAUUUCCUAUUUUGAAUACUAUGAGAUAGAAUUUUUAAUUAAAUUAGUUUCAUUGGUGUUUUUAAUUGCUGCGAUUAUUUUGUAUUUAAUAUAUAGACUAUAUAGAAUCAUUGUACCAAGUAACUUACGGUUAAACAAAUCGAAAACAUCAUAG